GUCCAAUGUCUUCCCCCCUUAUCAAGCAGUUGUGCAUUAUUUUAGUUAUAUGGAGCGUCGAAGGCACCCCCACAUUCAAUGUAGACCAAAUCCGGCGCCGAUGUUAAGGUCCUGCAGUAGCUCUACCCUCGAACGAGCUAUGGGCAGCCCUUCCAGAAACAGCUUACAAAAGAACGUCCCCUGUGAUGAGUUUGUCGUGUACCGCCGGGAGCCGUAUCCGGACGACUGCGAGCCCCAGUACACCGUGUACCAGAGGGAGGAUGACUGGAAACCAUGCAGGAGCCCUUACCCCAGAAGGACCCCGGAGAUCUGCCCGCCUCCGUGUGAGAACCUCCCCAAUUUCGCGUGCCCCGGCUGCCAGUGUGUGAUGGUUAGCCAGAAAAAAAAUCAGAUGUUUGAUGGUAGGCGAUUUUUUAAAGAAUAGGGAUGGUAUGGAAUUUUAAGAUGGUUGAUGGCAGGCGAAUCUAGUAUAUUUGAUGGCUGCUGAAACUAAAAUAUUAGACGGUAGAUGAAUCUAAGAUAUUAGAUUGUAGGUGAAUCUUGGAUAUUAUAUGGUAGGUGAAUCUAGGAAAUUAGAUGGUAGGUGAAUCUAAGAUGCUUAAAUCAUUGAUAAACACUUUUGUUAGUAUUUAAAUUAAUAGAUAUCUGAUUGAGUGGUAGUUAAUUGAACCCUUAUUUUAUGGUAUUAAAACCUACAUAUUUUUAAUUUGAUAUGUGGUGAUAGGUAAAUGUAUUAAUAUUUGAUGGUCGGCAAUUACAACAGAAUGAUAUUUAAUGGUAGAUAAAUAAAUUGUUAUUUAAGGGUAGGUAAUAAAAAAUAUAUUUUUGGGGAGGUGACAAGAUAUAUAGUUUAAGGAAGGAAUAAAAUAUAUAUUGGGAGGUGGGUAAUAAAUAGAUAUUUGAGGGUGAUAAUAAAAUGAAUAUUUGAAGUGAAGUUAUAGAAUAUAUAUUUGAGGGUAGGUAUUAAAAUAUAUAUUUUAAAUGAGGUAAUAAAAUAGUAUUUGAGGGUAGGUGAUAAACUAGAUAUUUGAGGGUAGGUAAUCCAAAGAUCUGAAGGAAAACGUUAAUUUCUUUUCAUCCCAUCAGAUUUGAGGAACAAUAAUUUCUUCGCUUGCGUGGGAAACAUUCUGACCUUCAUGGUGGCCUUCUUCUUCUUCCUGUCAGUGUUAGGUAAGUAGAUGAACAAUGCACGCACAAAAACCCAGCAUAGAGACUUCCAUGAUGUAUGGAACCUGUCUAUUACUCUAUCUAAAUAAGGGUCUCAGGCUUAACACAAACCAUAUUAGGGGCCUUCGGGUAUCACAACCGAAUGAAGGGCCCAUCCGUAUGACGUCAACAUCAUGGGCCCAUGCGUAAAGCAUUCGCAAUUGGGCCUUAUUAACAACACAUCAGUUGUUAUAAAAAUAUUUAAAUAAUCUGCAGCUGUCUGCGACUGUCUUCGGCUAUCUCCUGCUGUAUGCGGCUGUCUUAUGGCUGUAUGCCACUGUCUGUGGCUGUCUGCGACUGUCUGCCGCUGUCUCAGGCUGUCUGUGACUGUCUCCAGUUGUAUGUGGCUGUAUGCCACUGUCUCCGGCUGUCUGCGGCUGUCUGUAGUGGUAUGCCGCUGUAUGCGGCUGUAUGGGGCUGUCUGCGACUGCCAUAAUAUCUUAUUAUCAGUUUUAAUCUAUAAAAAUGGCCCCUUAAUCAAAAUAACAUGUUGCUGUAGCCUAGAUAUUAUAUCGACAUUACGGCUAUGUGUAACAUAAACAACACAAAGUUCAUAUAACGACAUAAUGAUCUUAGAGAUAAUGCCUGUUUACAACCACAUCAAGAUCCUUGACAUCACAUCAACAUGCUGGCAGCCAUUCAUGUAAAAAAUAUGAAAGCAAAAACUAUGCAUAUCCCCCCCCCCCCCCCAACCUUUUCCACACACACAUAGGCACCUAGUUUCUGAAUAAGUUACCACAGUACUUUUGUCUCUGGUUAAAUACCCAACAAUCAGUUAAUCGCAAGUGUGAAAAGGUUGGCCACCGUUUAUGGGUGGGGGGCAGGGGGGGGGCACCCUUACUACUUGUUUUAAAAUAAAAAUGUUUUGUUUUAUCCUUUAUUUUUCUUUCUAACCCCUCAGAAUACAUCGUAUACCAUGAAAUGGGGGACCACCCUGAACCAGGUAAGCCGCGCAACUAAUAAAGAUCUUAUAUGAGGAAGGUUAAUGGAUUAUGGUUAUUUCUAAAAAUAAGAAAGCACACAAAUUAGACCAUAUCGGCAUUUGUGAACUAAAGAAAAAAAAAACAAAAAAGAAAAAUAAACAAAAAAAGCGACGAAACUCAUGACAAAAACUUAUUGCGUGAAGAAUUAUUUUUUUUCAAAACCAAAUGAAUUGAGUUUGCAUAGAAUCAAUCUCAAAGCGUUUGUAAGCAAUCAAUAUAAUUAAAAACUGUUUUAACUAAAAUGAGAUUAUGUUUAAAAACAAAAAAAAAUCUAUCUGGACGUCAUUAUGUGAGAACUUGAAAAUGAAAAGCUUUACAGCAGCGUUUAUCAACUUGUGAAUCGAACGACCCUAACACAGUGGUCGCCUCAGGCAGUGUUCGGCAAACUCAGUCAAAACAGCCAAAAAUUAGUAGCAGGACGAGUGUUACGCACUGACUUGUAUUGGGAGAAAUUAAUCUCCUAUUUUAAUUUUAAUUGGCUCGUUGUAAACAGUGCCUAACAAAGGACGAUACCAUAUAAUCAACAAUAUUAAAGAUACGACCCAAAACAGUUUCUAGUUACAAUUAAUUAAGAUUUAUUAUGUCUUAAGAUAAUUACAAAAUAAAAUAAAAUAAAAUUACAAUCUUCAACUUACAGUAUGGCAGAUGUCGUACCGGUACACAGUUAAUACAAUUAGAAAUAAUGAUGCCAAUAAAUAAUGCGAAAUAAACACAUAAGUAGGAGCACACAAAUACACAAAAGAAUAAAACACGCCUCGUAAUGUUAAGAGAAUCUAUAUGAAAUCUCCGUCCCUCCUCCGUGCCUGUCAAUCCCUUAUAUAGGUGGGUCUACCGACGCCCAAGCCCUGCCUUCGAGACAUUUCGAGAAAAAUCCCAAUCAUUCUACCAAAUACUAUUUGGAACAGAUUAAUUAUUUUCAGUGGCUGGCGGUGUAAACAAGAAAUACAUCAAAGACCUAAGCCACACCCCUUUGUGAACACAGCGUCUCAUGCGGGGUCAAUCAGAGGGCACGCACGAGAAAAUAUGAUGUAAACAGGCUCUCUAUAACAACGAGUAAUAAAAUUUUGAGAGCCAAAUUUCUGUUCUAGAACCAUGUUUUUCUGAGUCAAAGCCGAUAUGCGGCCGACUGCCCGAGCCGCACUCAGGUCGUUAAAGAAUAGCAUGCGGCUCGCGAACCGCGAUUUGCCGACCACUGGCCUAAGGCCAUCGGGAAGGAGCAGCGAAAAUAGUUUUAUGGUUGGGGAGGGGGGGAGGUGUCACCACAACAUGAGGGAACUGUCUUAAAGGAACUGUCUUUUUUAUUUAUUUCACAACACUGCAGGCCCAGAGAACCGAGGCAGAAGUUUCCAUAAGGACCAGCCGUCACCCGAGCGUAAAGGAAAAGAGGAAGUACAGUCAGAGUUCGUCCCCGAACGGGAUCGCAAAAUUCAAGUGAAACCGGAAACUAAGACGAAACCGAAAGUAGAGUCUAGAAGCAAAGCUUAAUUUCGCCCGC
Messenger RNA from Lymnaea stagnalis (great pond snail), 3684 nucleotides. The record is from the annotation of a GenBank genome assembly. Lineage: Eukaryota; Metazoa; Mollusca; Gastropoda; Lymnaeidae.